This is a messenger RNA of Rhineura floridana, 3884 nucleotides long. RefSeq names its product dishevelled binding antagonist of beta catenin 2 (gene DACT2). The transcript is spliced from 4 exons. Lineage: Eukaryota; Metazoa; Chordata; Lepidosauria; Squamata; Rhineuridae. Gene Ontology annotation, cellular component: cytoplasm. The coding region runs from base 243 to 2648 and encodes 801 amino acids. Gene Ontology annotation, biological process: negative regulation of nodal signaling pathway. The record is from RefSeq and is a predicted model, not a curated record.
CGGCUCCGUCUGCGCGCCUCAGGGGCGGCCCAGGGGCUGCCCCGUGCUGGGGAGGGCGUCGAACUGCAGCCUCGGCUCCCGCCGCCGCCCUCCUCCCGUCCCCAGCCGCAGCAGCUCCUCGGCUCCAUUCCCUCUGGGGGAGGCGAACGGUGAGGGCAGCUCUUGCCUUGGCGCCGGCUCCGUCUCACUCCUUCCGCAGCCCCCUCGCUCCGGCAUGGCCCGGGCUUGAACGGCGUGUGAAGAUGCUCUUGGGGAGGCAGCAGCGGCCGGGCGGCUGGGACCGCUGCAGGGUCAGCGAGAGGCUGCAAGCCGCCCUGGCUGGCCUCCAGGAACUCCAGGUGCUGCGGGAGAAGCAGCGGGCUCUGGUGAGCGGCGCCUUGGCCAUGCAGGACCCGCCAAACAAGGAGCAGCGUCUGGAAGCCACCCUGACCGCCUUGAAGGAGCAACUGUCACGUCUGAGGAGACAAGAUGUUGGACUGAAAAGCCACCUGGAUCAGCUGGACCAACAAAUUAGUGAACUGAAGUUGGAUGUUGGCAAAACCUCCCUUGAGUAUCUCGACAGUGACAGCAGACCCAGCUCAGGCUUUUAUGAACUGAGUGAUGGUGGCUCUUGCUCCCUAUCCAAUUCCUGUACAUCGGUCUUCAGUGAAUCCAUCUCCUCCUCCCAUGCCAGUCUGUUGCCAAGUUUACAGCACCCCAAGGCCCAUCUCACCAUCUUUGAUUACCGUCCCAAAUCUGCAGAUGAAACCACAGUACACAACCAGUUCCAACAGCAGGGAGCCUAUACUGGUGAUGAAUGUCAUAUCAAAGUUUGCCCUGAUAUUUCAGGGACUCCCACCAGGUCCAGGCCAAGGCCUGUUUCCACAGGUGACCUUGAAAGACUCACCCUGACAGAAGCAGGAUAUCCUAAAGCAACCGAUCUGAAAUCCUUUCCUCUGCUUUCUCCAGGAGGGGAAAUCCCAUUCUACUGUGUUGAUCCCAAAUACCAGAGUGACUUGGUCUCUAAAAGUGGGAAUGAUGUGUAUCCUUACCCCAGCCCUCUUCACGCUGUGGCUUUACAAAGUCCACUUUUUUCCCUGACAGGACUUCCCGCAGAAAAAGAGGGUCAUCCCUUGCCUAACAAGGUUGCACCUAAUGCUGUUGGGCCCAGUUUGAUUAGGACUCGGCCAGUCAUAGAAUCCAGGCCAGGAGGUUACAUCAACAAACUGCUCCAGCUGACACGCUCUAGAGGAAACAAUCAGGCGGACGCCAGUGAGAGGUGUCCAACAAAGAGCCAGCCUUUGACAAUGCUCCAGAGACUCAUUAUAAUCCCCAGUCCUGGCGGAGUGAAAAUUAAUAGCAGUGGCAGCCAGCUGGAAAAACAAGGGAGCUCAAUGCAUAGUAACAAAGUUGAGGGGAAACUGCAGAGGGAGAUGGCUGAAGGGGAAUGUGUCAAACAGCAGGGGUCUGCGCACAGUAUGAGCACCGAGCAGACGGCUGCCUUGCUUCAUGCAGAGUCUUCAUUGGCUGUGAAUGGCUGCUAUCUUGCCAGGCCAUCUGUACGGGAUUCUCCUCUGACUGAAGCCGGGGAAAGCAGCCUGGAACGCAGCUCUUCCAGCUCACAGCUAGGAACUGAGGAUUCCAGUCUGAGUCCCCCAAGUACAAAUGUUGUCCCAGCCAAAAAAUCGCACAAGAAACCUGUCAAGGGAGGAAGUCAUGAACCCAUGCCUCAGGGUGGUUUUGUUCAUGCCAAGUUUGUCCCUGCAGAAUCCCAUCAAGUCAGCGUAAGGUUUGCAAACUCUAAAAUGAAGCCUGUGAAGGUAAAAAGGAGGAACAGCGAGAAGGUGCCAAGGCCUGGGAAGCAAGCUCUUUUUGUGGAGAAGCCACGGGGAGUUCACCAUGUUCCUGCCAGGCUGCCUGCUGAGUGGAAUCUGCCUCAGAGACAGCUCAGAGGAAGGAACCUCAUUAGGAGGCCGACUUUUGCUGGGGAAGCUACAGGGAGGUCUUGCUCAGAAUCCAGCCUGUACCCAGCACCAUUCAGAAUCCCUCAAGUACCCUCUCAACCUGAACUCUACCAGGCAUCUGCCAUGUAUUCUCUUGAAACGGCCUAUAUAGACACAACCAAGAAAAAGCAACGCAAAUGGCAGUCCACGGUGGAAAUCUCAGCAAAAACCCAAGUUGCCACCCUUUCAAGUGGCUUUGCCCUCGGGCCACCAAGACAGCAGGUGAGGAGAGCUGGGAUUACGCGUACUGUAAUGAUGAGGACCCGUUCAAAGAACCACCACCCCUUUCGCCCUGGGUCAUAUGCUAAAAGUGAGUCUGAUCACUCUGAAUACUCUGCAGAGUGUGCUUCCCUUUUCCACUCCACCAUUGCUGAGACCAGUGAAGGAGAAGUCAGUGACUAUACAGCCAACCGCUUUGGGGACAGCGAGUCCAGUGAAAGUGAUUUGGGGGACAGCAGCAAUGGCAACAACCUGACUCUUGACUAUGAUGGGGAGGGCAAUGAGCAUGAACUGAUCUGGCCAGACUCUUCAGCCAGGCAGCCAACAGCUUCAUCCAAGCCUCUUCCACCAGUGCCCAAACUCUGUCGUAUCAAAGCUUCAAAGGCCCUCAAGAAGAAGAUUAGGAGAUUCCAACCAGCCUCUCUGAAAGUGAUGACCAUGGUUUAAAGUGAGAGUGAGAAUCAGCUGCCUCAGUGUGCAAAACAAAAGAGGAUUGAUCUCUAAAAGGAUUCUGUUAAAUGAAAGGCAAUGAAAUCCCUAGGUCUCAAGGCAAGGGAUCUUUUCUCAUUUGCUAAUGCCUGUAUAAGUGACACUGUUACUAAUAUCCUCUUUCUGUUUUGUAAGUGUAUGUUUAUGUGACUUUAUGUAACUUUAUACCUCCCCGUCCCCUGCCCCAUUCUGAUAAGUAUGAAGUCUUUAGAUGACGUGCCCUACUCAGCUAGGUCCUGUCUAAUAGUUACUUUGGAAAGUAGAUGUGCAGCCUGCAAUGCAUGGAAGAUUUCCCAAAGUUUCCAGGGUGGAAGGGGAGUUCCUUGCAAAAGAUGACAUUGCAGUUUCUCCCUUUUUUUUGGAAGAUUAUAUUCAGAGGGACUCGCUAUACCAGCCUUCCCCAACAUGAUGCCCUCCAGAUGUUUUGGACUACAACUACCAUUAUCCCCAACCAUUGACCAUGCUUACUUGGUCUGAUGGGAGUUAUAGUCCAAAAUAUCAGGAGGGUGCAUUGCUGGGAAGGCUGGAUUUCACUGUCACAGCUCUCUUAGAAACUCACAUGCUUUUCCCCCACAGUCAUCCAUUGUUAGUAUAGUUUAUCCAAUAAAGCUCGCUCCUUAGUUCCAUCCAUUUUUCUUUGAUAUGCCCAGAGCUUGGAAAAGUUAUGUUUUUGAACUACAACUCCCAUCAAUGCCAGCCAGCAUGGCCACUGGAUUGGGCUGAUGGGAGCUGUAGUUCAAAAAAGUAACUUUUCCAGGCUCUGGAUAUGCCAGGGAUUGCCAAUGUGGUGCUCCAGAUGGUAUUGGACUACAAUUCCCAUCAUCCCUCACCAGUGACUGAUCUGAUGACAGUUGUAAUCCAGCAACAUCUAGAAGACACCAUGCUGGCUGUCAUUGAGAGAUGUCAUUUAAAUAUGAGGGCCAGGGUCAGGACAAUUGUACGUAGCUCAGAGGAACGCUCCAAUAUUACUAUUUCCCACUUACAAAUUCAAGGGAUUAAGUAAAAUCUAACCCUGACCAUUACAUCUGUAAUCUUUUUAUAUGAAGAUGUUUAUGUGGGUGUUGUUUUUUUAAAGGGUCAACUGCAUUCCAAAUGCGUCACCGUGCAUUAAUAGCUGCUGUGGCUGAGAGCGGAGUGGCUCUACUCUGAUUUAUUGCAGGCUCAAUAAAUGUUAUGGUGAUCUACUACUGUAAA